Molecule: messenger RNA, 2268 nt
Organism: Cutaneotrichosporon cavernicola
Lineage: Eukaryota; Fungi; Basidiomycota; Tremellomycetes; Trichosporonales; Trichosporonaceae
Exons: 5
Coding region: 1-2268 (755 amino acids)
Biological process (GO): DNA repair; DNA double-strand break processing involved in repair via single-strand annealing
Molecular function (GO): damaged DNA binding
Source: RefSeq, a predicted model, not a curated record
AUGUCCAGCCUCGAGGAAGACAAGGAGAGGCUGCAGGCCGAGUUGGCCGCGUUGAAACGCGAGGCAUCUGAGACGCGUGUAGCGAAUGCGACUGCCCUCGAGGAGCAACAGCGCACAUUAGCUGCCACGGCGCGACUGCAGGCCGAUCUGGAAGCGCUGCAAGUAGCGUACAGUGGAGCUGUGGACGACCAGGAGCACUUCCAGGCCGGCGAGGCGAUGGCUGCUGACGAGGCGCAACAACUUGGUCCGCUUCGGCGCGCGUUAUGCUUCAAGGACGAGCGUAUUCACGAGCUCGAGGAGGAGGUGCGCCGGGCCAAUGAUUCGGCGGCGGCCCAAGUCGAGAUGGAGCAAGUCGUUUCUGCAGGCCUGCGCGAGCGGAUUGGCCGUCUCGAGCGCCGACUUCGCGACAAGAGCAGCGAGGAUCGUGCGCGAACCGCGAGUGCCGAAAGCGAGCACGAGCUCGCGGUUAUGCGGGAGCAGCUGGAGCGGGCGAGGAGAGAGAGCCAGGACGCGCGCGAUGCCCUCUCCAAGGAAGUAAGGACCAGUACGCGCGAGCGCCGACGUGUCGAAACGGCAGAGGAUGCACUACGUGAUGCGCGCGAGGAGGCGCGUCACAUCCGCGAGGCGGUGGAUGAGCGUGACGGGCUGCGGUUGAAGAUUGCAGUCCUCGAGCAGGAAGGGAACAAGACGCCCAGCGCACUACAGCCCGUGUCCCCGAAUACUCUAAAGGACGCCGCUCCGGGCGGUGUACCGUCGCCGUCGAAGCAGAAUAUCCGCCUCCAGCGCGAGCUCGCCCACAUCCAGUCCCAACAUGCGGCGCUCAAGGCGGCUCACGACAAGCUGCGCGUCGAGUACACCCACCUCUCUGCCAAGCGUGACAAGGACCGUCAACAUUUCAAAGACUUCCACGCAGUGUACAUGGCCCGCAAGGAGGCAAAACGUAAGCGGCGCGAGACUGGGGCCGUAUUGCCUAGCGAACUGUCGGAGGCGGGUGCCACGCCACCAGGCCCGUCGUCUCACCAAAGCUCGGCGCUCGGCAAGAGCUCGCCUGCAAUUCAGGCUGGUGAUGCUGGAGAUGACGAGGUCGAACCCCCAGCCAAGCGGGUACGACCUAGCCCGCCUCACGGACUCGAGAAGAAAGCCACAGAACUGGCUUUAGAUGCUCCACCGCCAGCGGUACGGCGUUCAAGGUCAGAAUCGCCGGCGCCAGACCCAGCCUCUCCGCCGGUACCGUCGCUACCCGGCCCACGGCCUGAGGGACCAGAACCACUCCUGGCCGUCGCUCCCACCAAGCCUCGCGUUUCAUCCACCACCGCACAAGCGUCGACACCAGUCAUCUCCAGAACGACACACGCCUCUACACCAGCACGACCUGGCGCGGCCAUGUCCACCCCAAAUGCUAGGCCAGGUCCUUCCAUGUCGACCCCAACCCUCUCUACUAGAACGCCGACAGGUUUAACGCGCCAAGCGUCGCGCGUCACCCCAUGGCUUGGAGGCAAGGUCAGUCAACCGCGCGCCUCGACCUCGUCUCGCAAGCCCGCUCGCCGCGACUCGUUUGGGAGCGACGACGAAGCCCCAAGCCCUGCGCCUUCGCGCCAUCCGCUAGUCCGCGACAGGACAGGCACAAGUACCAUGCUGCGCAAGACGUUGCAGCGCUCGGCCCAGGGCACGGGGAAAGUCGAAUCGCCAAGUACCGACUCGCUCUCCAAGCUCGACUUUGAGGGUCUGAAUGCCGCCGAGCGGGCGGCGGAACGUAAACGCCUGGCGUCCUUGUCAGCUGCUGAGCGGAGGCAAGUCUAUGCGCCAUAUAAGGGUAAUGGCCGAUAUGUCGCGCCUGACGAUGUGAAGAAGACAUUUGCGGACGAAUUCGAGAUUAACCCUGCACGGAAUGAAGGUGUCACGCAUCAGUACGAUGCGGUUGUGCGGAACCGCGACGCGCGCAAGCAGAUGCAUGGCGGCGACUGCGAGUGUUGUCGUGAUUACUAUGACGCAGUGGGCGAUAUACCCAUCUUCCAUGGAGCGCCAGCGUGGCGUGAUGACCCGGCCGAGAGAGCCGUCGAUAUUGAGGACCACCAGAACCGCGUAUCUCGGCAUCGCGAGGUGUGGCGCCGCCCGCCGACGCCGCCGGAUUACUGGAAGAUUGCGUUUCCCACAACGCAAGAGGUCGAGAGUGUCAACCGCCGCGCUGACGAGAUGACGGCCGCGCGAGAGGCCGAGGUACGCCGCGAGGCUGCACACAAGGACAGUAAGUGGCGCAAGCGAGUGUAG